Messenger RNA from Saccostrea echinata, 2221 nucleotides. Its product is annotated as heat shock 70 kDa protein 12A-like. Bases 9 to 1757 code for a protein of 582 amino acids. The record is from RefSeq and is a predicted model, not a curated record. Lineage: Eukaryota; Metazoa; Mollusca; Bivalvia; Ostreida; Ostreidae. The transcript has 4 exons. Gene Ontology annotation, molecular function: ATP binding; ATP-dependent protein folding chaperone.
GUCAUUCUAUGGAUCAAUCUAUCAAGAGUAAAAGUAAGAAACUGUUUGUGGCAGCCAUUGACUUCGGAACGACGUACUCCGGAUAUGCCUUCUCCGUUUCCCAGAGCUGGCGCAAAGUCAUGGCUUGUCAUUGGCAAGGAGGUGGCCUCAUAUCUCACAAGGCCCCGACUGCCCUGCUCCUCAAGAAGGCUGAGGGUUCAGACCCGGUCUUUGAGGCCUUUGGUUACACCGCUGAAGACCGGUACGCCACAGUGACGGCCAAAAAAGAACACAAGGACUACCUUUACUUUCAGCGUUUUAAAAUGAUCCUACAUGAAGAUUGUGAAGUCAAAAAAUCUAUGGAAUGUACAGAUAUUACGGGUGAGAAGUUAGAGGCCACUCAAGUUUUCACUCAUUGUAUUAAAUACCUAAAGGACCACUUAAUAGAUAAAAUCAACGAAAAGUUCGCGGGAACGAGUGACAAAGACAUUGAGUACGUGUUGACAGUACCGGCAAUCUGGGGAGACAAGGCCAAAAUGUUCAUGAGGAAGGCUGCGAUGAAGGUUGGGAUAGAGAAGGACCACCUCAUUAUGGCGCUAGAACCUGAGGCAGCAUCGAUCUAUUGUCAGCAUUUACAGAUAGAGAAUCUGAGGGACCCUAACGCCAGUGUCAUGGGAUCAGUCAGCACGGGCACCACAUACAUGGUUGCUGAUUUAGGAGGAGGUACUGCAGAUAUAACAGUACACAAGAAAUGCAUUGACAAUACAUUAGAGGAAAUCAUGCCAGCUAGUGGGGGGCCUUGGGGCGGAAAGUCGGUAGACGACAAAUUUAUAGAUUUCCUUUCAGAGUUAGGUGGCAAAGAUGUGAUGAAACUGCUCAAGGAAACAAACAUGGAGGACUAUGUUGAAAUUUUACGAACAUUUGAAAGGACAAAACGAUCUAUAACAAUUGAAAAGAAAGGAAGUAUCUUUUUCCGUAUACCGCUUUCCUUCGUUGAACUCUGCAAAAAAGAACAUGGCAUGGAGGAUUUUAGCCAAGUAAUACUGAAAUCACCCCACAAAGCUAAUGUGAGUUAUCUUCCAGGCAAGCUCAAAAUGACGGCAGACUUUUUCAGAGGGUUCUUCAAGAAAACCACUGAUGGUAUCGUAAAGCAUAUUGAGGAUUUAUUUAACGAGGAAGCAGUCAGAGACGUCAACCACAUUCUCAUGGUGGGUGGAUUUUCUGAAUGUAAACUAAUCCAAAAGGCCAUUAAAGACAAUUUUCCAGAGAAAAGAGUCAUUAUUCCAGAAGAGUCUGGGCUUGCUAUUUUGUAUGGUGCCGUUUACUUUGGACACGUCCCAGACGCUAUUUCUAGAAGAGUAGCGAGGUUUACUUAUGGAAUUCAAACAUGGCCUAAAUUUGACCCAAGGGUACACAGAGAAGAAAAACUUGUUGAUAUGAAAGGAGAAAAGCGUUGCAAGGAUGUUUUCUUCUCUUUUGUCCAAAAAGGUGAACAAAUAUCCAACAGUUUUUCCAAAUCGCAGAUAUUUCGAUCUCUUCAUACAGAAGACGCCAUACUUGAGUGUGGGAUUUUCAUUUCUACAGAGAAGAAUCCGGAAUAUGUGGAUGAUGCCAGCUGUCGUCGCCUUGGUUCCUUACGGGUUUCCCUCCCAAAAGUAUCGGAUGCAACUCAGCUAGAAAUAGAGGAAACGUUCUAUUUCGGGGAGACAGAGCUUCGCGUUGUUGCUCGUGACGUCAUGAGCGAUUUAUCUCAGGACAUUGUCGUCGAACUAUUAUAAUAACAAAAAUAUAUAUUUUAUAUUACAUGUAUCCGUAAUGUAUUGGGACUAUGUAUUUAAUUUUGUCUUCCAAUCUUAUUCAAUCUCAUUCCAAUUCAAAAUUCAAUCCUUUGAUUGGCUGCUGAAUUUAAUGCCUCCUGUAGAGGAUCAGAGAUCUUAUUAGUCCCCCUACCGAUGAAAUCGUGGGGGACUGUAGGUUUAGUUCUUGUCUUUUCGUCUGUCUGUCCAUUUGUCAGUCGUCUGUCACACUCUUGCAGAGAUUGAGUUGGUUUUUAAAGUAGUCACAAUGCAGAUUCUUACUGAUAAAUAGAAAAUAUCUCAGAAAACACUACCUUAAUAUAAAAUAAAAAUAAAAUGUUAAACAGUGCUUUAAUAAAUCGAGUUGAAGGUCAGUAGUCUUAGAGGCAUCUACGGAGGUCUUAAUGCCACAUUAACUCUUUUUAUUUUUUAUUUUCAAAUCUUUU